Molecule: messenger RNA, 4704 nt
Organism: Prunus dulcis (almond)
Lineage: Eukaryota; Viridiplantae; Streptophyta; Magnoliopsida; Rosales; Rosaceae
Biological process (GO): protein phosphorylation
Molecular function (GO): ATP binding; protein kinase activity
Source: RefSeq, a predicted model, not a curated record
GAUUCCAAAGGGAAAUGCAAUGGUGUCCUCAAGAUUUCUGUGUCUCCUUUUUCCCAUUCUUUUACUCAUCGCUACUCAUCAAGCCUUUGCUGAAGAAGAUUGGCUAGCUUAUCAAAGCCACUUGUGUUCAAACAACAAAGGCAACUACACCACCAAUAGUACCUACCACAGAAACCUCAACACCCUUCUCUCCUCCCUUCCCUCUAACAACACCGGUAACGGCUAUGGCUUUUACAAUUCAUCCUAUGGCCAGAGCUCCGACAACAACCAAGUUUAUGCAAUUGCACUUUGCUAUAUGGUCAAUAUUGACGACCCUGGCUGCAGCAAUUGCCUUAAUGUCUCCAGGUACGCUCUCAUUGAGCUCUGUCCUAAUCAGAAGGAAGCUAUGUUUUUCACCGACGGUUGUAUGUUACGCUACUCAAACAGUUUGAUAUAUGGCACCAUGGAAACUGCGCCUUCUCUCUGUAUGUCCAACCCACAAGACGUACCGUCUUCCACCGUCAUCGAAUUCUUUGAAAAGCUAAGGGAGUUGUUAGGGAGCUUAAGAAGUGAAACUGCAGCUGCUGGUUCUCUUCGUAAGUUUGCAUAUGAAAACGCAAGCGGUGAAAAUAUCCAAACAAUAUACGGUCUUACGCAGUGCACGCCAGACUUGUCCGAGCAAGACUGCAAUGAUUGCUUAAUUGGUGCUAUUGGAGGUUUGUACAUGUGUAGUAAUGGGAAAAUAGGUGGGAGAGUUAUUAGACCCAGCUGUUACUUUCUGUAUGAGGUUUACGCCUACAUUAACAUUUCAGCUGUCAAGCCACUGCCAUCUCUACCAAGCCCACCAUUAUCAUCACCACCAAUAUCUCCUCCUCCGCCUUCAACAACCGGGAAUUCACAAGGAUCCAACAGAUCUCGGAAUGUCGUGAUUAUUGUUGUGUCAAUCGUUGUUUCUGUGCUACUAAUUAUAUCCAUCUGCAUUUGUUUAAGAGUGAGAAAGACAAAGGGAAAGCUUGAAAUACUUCCAGGCGAAGAUGUAGAUGAGAUUGGAAAUGCGGAAUACUUGCAAAUGGACUUUGACACCAUUAGAUUAGCCACAGAUGACUUUUCUGAAGUUAAUAAACUCGGACAAGGAGGAUUUGGCUCUGUUUACAAGGGUAGACUUUUCAAUGGAGAAAAUAUAGCAGUAAAAAGACUUUGUAUGAAUUCUGGACAAGGAGAUAUAGAAUUUCAAAAUGAGGUCUUGUUAGUGGCCAAGCUUCAACAUCGAAAUUUAGUUCGUCUCUUAGGUUUCUGCAUGGAAGGACAAGAGAGGCUUCUUGUCUACGAAUUUGUCUCUAAUGCAAGUCUCGAUCGUAUCAUAUUUGACCCAAUCAAGCGUGCAGAGUUGGAUUGGGAUAGACGAUACAAAAUUAUAGUAGGCAUUACUCGGGGGCUCCUUUAUCUUCAUGAAGAUUCUCGUCUUAGAAUUAUUCAUCGUGAUCUCAAAGUUAGUAACAUCUUGAUAGAUGGUGAAAUGAACCCCAAAAUUGCAGACUUUGGCAUGGCAAGAUUGUUCGUGCCUGAUCAAACCCAGGCCAAUACCAAACGAAUUGUGGGGACCUACGGAUACAUGGCUCCAGAGUAUGCAAUGCACGGGCACUUUUCAGUUAAGUCCGAUGUCUAUUGUUUUGGUGUGUUAACUUUGGAGAUAAUAAGUGGACAGAAAAUUAGUGAUUUUCAGCAUGGAGAGAACGUGGAGGAUCUUCUAAGCUAUGCAUGGAAGAAUUGGGUUAAAGGGACAGCUUCAAAUCUAAUAGAUCCCACACUGAGGAUUGGUUCAAGAAGUGAAAUGAUGAGAUGCAUCCACAUUGGAUUAUGUGUGCAAGAAAAUGCCGCUGAUAGGCCAACCUUGGCUUCAAUUAUUGUCAUGCUGAAUAGCUACUCUCUCGUUCUUCCAGUGCCCUCACCGCCAUCUUUUGUCAUGCACAGCAACACUGAAUUCAAAACUCCUUUGUGGGCAUUGGACUCUAAUUCAGAUGAUCAAUCACAAAGCAACUCUACGAAAGUGUCGGUGAAUGGGACUACUAUUAGUGACCUAUACCCUCGCUGUAGGUUAUUUAAUGAAGAAUGUAUAGCAGUGAAAAGCCUCUCUGUAAAUUCUGGACAAGGAGAUUUAGAAUUUAAAAAUGAAGUCUUGUUUCUUCAACACCGAAAUUUAGUUAGGCUCUUGGGUUUUUGCUUGGAAGGAAUUGAAAGGCUUCUAAUUUAUGAGUUUUUCCCUGAUGCAAGUCUUGAUCAAAUAAUAUUUGGUAUUUAUGCUUCAAUGAGUCUAGAGAGAUGUUGCAGAGACCAAUUACAAAACUACAAAUAUAUAUACCAGGAUUCUGCAGAGACCAAUUACGCCAUGCCAGCAAUGGUUUCCUCAAGAUUUCUAUUCUUCCUGAUUUAUGCCAUUCUGUUACUAAUCAUGAUCACUCAAGCCUUUGCUCAGCCUGCUUUUCUGUACCACUUCUGUAUAAACAACAAAGGAAACUACACCACCAAUAGUACCUAUCACAAAAACCUCAACACCCUUCUCUCCUCCCUGCCCUCUAGUGAAAACGGUAACGGCUAUGGCUUUUACAAUUCCUCGUAUGGCCAGAACUCAGACGACCGAGUUUACGCAAUCGGACUCUGCAGAGGAGAUGUCAAGGCAGAGGAUUGCCGCAGUUGCCUCAACAACUCCAGAUAUGCUCUCACGCGGCUUUGUCCAAAUCAGAAGGAAGCCAUUGGUUGGUACGACAAUUGCAUGUUGCGCUACUCCAACAGCUCCAUGUACGGAGUCAUGGCAACUAUGCCUGCUUUCUACAUGCGCAACCCACAAAAUAUAUCUUCGUCGGGCAUGGACGGGUUCAACCAAGAGCUGAGGAAGCUACUGGAGAGCGUAAGAAGCGAAGCUGCAGCAGGCGGUUCUCUUCGCAAGUUUGCGUACGGGAACGCAACCGCUCCAACUUUCCAAACAAUAUUUGCUAUUUCGCAGUGCACGCCAGAAAUAUCAGAGCAAGCCUGCAGUGACUGCUUGGUUGGUGCUUUUGGAGAAAUCCCCCAAUGUUGCCCUGAAAAAGUAGGAGGAAGAGUUGUUAGACCGAGCUGUAACUUCAGAUUUGAGGUUUACCGCUUCAUUGAGCCUACAACGAUUCUGCAACUGCCAUCGCCGCCGGCCGCGCCGCCAAUAUUAUCUCCUCCUCCACCAUCAACCAAUAUUACAACAGUUUCAGGAGGACCAAAGAGUAACACAUCUCGGACUGUCAUCAUUAUUCUCGUGCCAAUCGUCGUUUGUUUGGUACUAAUUAUAUCCAUCGGCAUUUGGCUAAGAGUGCGGAAGACAAAGAAGAAGCUUACAAUACUUCCAGCAGGCGAAGAUGCAGAUGAAAUUAGAAGUGCAGAAUCAUUGCAAUUCGAUUUUGACACCAUUAGAAUUGCCACAGAUGACUUUUCUGAAGCCAAUAAACUAGGACAAGGCGGAUUUGGUUCUGUUUACAAGGGUAGGCUAUUUAAUGGAGAAGAUAUUGCUGUGAAAAGACUUUCUACAAAUUCUGGACAAGGAGAUUUGGAGUUCAAAAAUGAGGUCUUGUUGGUGGCCAGGCUCCAACACCGAAAUUUAGUUAGGCUCUUGGGGUUCUGCUUGGAAGGAAUUGAAAGGCUUCUUAUUUAUGAGUUUGUUCCUAAUUCCAGUCUCGAUCACAUCAUAUUUGACCCAAUCAAGCGCACACAACUGGAUUGGGAUAGCCGCUACAAAAUCAUAGUAGGCAUUACCCGAGGGAUCAUUUAUCUUCAUGAAGAUUCUCGACUUAGAAUCAUCCAUCGUGAUCUCAAAGCUAGUAAUAUCUUGGUAGAUGCAGAAAUGAACCCCAAAAUAUCAGAUUUUGGCAUGGCAAAGUUAUUUGUGCUUGAUCAAACACAAGGCAAUACCAGUCGAAUUGUGGGGACGUACGGAUAUAUGGCUCCAGAAUAUGCAAUGCAUGGACACUUUUCUGUUAAAUCAGAUGUCUAUAGUUUUGGUGUGUUAAUUUUGGAGAUAGUAAGUGGGCAAAAAAAUAAUUGCUUUCGCCGUGGAGAGAAUGUGGAGGAUUUGCUAAGCUAUGCAUGGAAAAGUUGGAGGGAAGGGACAGCUUCAAAUGUAAUAGAUCCAACAUUGACGACUGGUUCAAGAGCUGAAAUAAUGAGAUGCAUCCACAUUGGGUUAUUAUGCGUGCAAGAAAAUAUAGCUGAUAGGCCAACCAUGGCUUCUAUUGUUCUAAUGCUGAAUAGUUACUCUGUCACUCUUCCAGUACCCUCACAACCAGCAUUUUUCAGGCAUAGUAGCGUUGGAUCUGACAUGUCUUCUUCGGGAUGGACGAACAAUUCAGGGUUGACAGCCGGGUCAGAUCGAUCGAAGAGCAACUCUGUUGUUAAAGCACCAGAAGAUGAGGUUUCAAUGAUCACAGAAGUAUAUCCUCGAUAGCCUGAAGAUGCAUACAUGGAAACUUACAUUUGUUAAAUUUUUUUUAAUGCAAUUUAGCAUUUCCUUUGGUUAGGUUAGGUGCGGAAUAAGACUUGUCAAUGCAUGUGUCCGUUGAAUUGUUAGGCUCACCUUGUGCAGAAGUUUCGAUUAGGUGGUUUAGCAAUCACAAUAGAAGAAAAGGCAAUCAAUCAAACGACGACUUUGACUAAUUUGGCUUGUUUUGUUGCCCACUCCCAUCUCUGUCAAGUUUUUUAUUUUUC